Molecule: messenger RNA, 1606 nt
Organism: Parastagonospora nodorum SN15
Lineage: Eukaryota; Fungi; Ascomycota; Dothideomycetes; Pleosporales; Phaeosphaeriaceae
Exons: 2
Coding region: 1-1011 (336 amino acids)
Source: RefSeq, a predicted model, not a curated record
AUGUACCGCGACCCUAUUCAGCGGAGCCAGACAGCUGACCCGGAGAUGAUUAGCAAGUACUCGCCGGCCAACAGGAUGACUGGUGCAACGUCUACCACAUCCGUGCCUAUUGGUCUGCCUGCCAAUCCGCGUGCUAUGCGCCACCCUCGCUACAUGAGCGCGGAGCCUGAUCACGACGACGUUCCUGCAGUACCUAGCAUACCGAUCAACCUGCAGUACAAGCCAACAACACAAGAAGAGUCAAAGGAUGAUCUCGGGCCCCUGCUUCCAGCGACAACAUUCGGCCAGCCCAUAGUGCCUCCUUCGCGUGCGGCUUCGGCGCCUCCUCAAGAGCUCUACCAGAACCAGGGAACGUCUUCAUACCCCUUCCCAAGUCGACGACCUAUUGCUGAGACUAUCCAUGAAAACGAAGUUGUAGUCAUUGAUGUUGAUGAAAUCUCGACACCGCCUGUACUCUCUCAACUCCAGCAUCUGGCGACUCCACCGCCGCCACCACCUCCACCGCUAAACCUUGGUGGUCCUGGUAACCUCGGCAUGAUCAACAUCGCCAUCGACGAGCACUCUGGUGGAAAGCCAAUGGAUGUAUCGCCAACGGGUCCCUCUGGCACCACUUCCCCCCAGUCCCACCGCCGUGGCCGUGGCAGCGUCAGCGACAACCUGGGCAUGACCUUCAAGCGAGUCACCGAGCGAAUGCGUAGCACUAGCAGGUCUCGCGCCAAGUCACCACCAAUUAGACGUGCCACAGAUGUCGCCCCUUACGAGAGUGUGCCAGAGUACUCAUUCCCCCGCGGAGCCAACCAGCGCUCUCCCUCCAUCGAUGGUAACAACCACGACAACUACUUCAACAACAUUCCGCCGCCACCCCCACCGCCACCCCAGCCUAUGGAGCAGGUCAUCUCACCCAUCGACGACCAAGCCUUCUACAAGCAUCCCAAGGAGCUCCGUGCCAAUAUGCCUCCCGCAACACUGCAGCCCGGCGUGUACCAGCCCGACAACACGCCCAUGAUCUGAGACGUCACCUCACGGAUCGGCCUCCAGCAACCCUGAAGAGAAGGACCGCCCCCCCCCCCCCCCCCCCCUAAAAACAAUCCAACUGGGAGGACCGGAACCACCAAAUUUUGCAUACUCGAAGCCAUCUCUCAUACCUGUUAUUUAUCGUCCCGGAUUCCAAGCGCAGCAUUCAUUCAUCUCACGUGUCAUUAGCGGGAACCUUGUGUCGUCAAUUCCUCAUCUUCAUCAUUCUAUCAAAGACUCUGGACCGGAAGAAAAAAAAGAAACUUCUUUACUUCCAAGCGCUUCGCGGCGGAAAUGUCGGAUACCCCUUUUCAGUUCGCAUCGAACUCUACGUUUGAUUCCAUAGGCACUUUGGUGCACGCGGAGGCAGCGUGAUACGUUUUCCAUCUUGUUAUCAUUCGGCAUUAGCAUUUGUGGUUUUUUUUUACCUUUUUCUUUCUCUGUUUAUAUUUCUCUUCGGUGGAAACACGGAUUGGAUGUGUGUUGGAUGGGGGUGGUUUGGAGAGGAGAAACAGUGUGAGAUGAAUCAGGAAGAGAUGGAUUUGGGAAUUCUUUUAUUUCUACGUAAUGUAAAUGCUCGCGUUUCACUUGC